AUGGCAUUUGCACCUCCUAGAAACAUGAAUGGCCCCAAGCUACAAACCAAGAUGAGCACGUGGACUCCGCUGAACCAUCAACUCAUGAAUGACAAGGUAUUUGAAGAAAGAAGAGCCCUGCUUGGAAAAUGGUUUGACAAGUGGACAGAUGGUCAGAGGCGGAAGAUCCUGGUGGACCUGUUGGAACGCUGCUCCCUGUCACAGCAGAAAUUCUGUGCCAAGCAGCUACAGGAUCGAGUUCCCACCGAAGCUCUAGAUUUCACCACCAGGCUCCCCAGAGUGCUGUCUUUGUACAUCUUUUCCUUCCUGGACCCACGGAGCCUCUGUCGAUGUGCACAGGUGAGCUGGCACUGGAAAUACCUGUCUGAACUGGAUCAGCUCUGGAUGCUGAAGUGCCUGCGUUUUGGCUGGUACAUCAACUUCUCUCCAACCCCCUUUGAGCAAGGAAUCUGGAAGAAACAUUACAUUGAGAUGGUGAAAGAGCUGCAUGUUACAAGACCAAAGACUCCUCCAAAGGACGAAUUUGUAGUUAUUGAUGUGCAACCGGUGAGAAGCAACAUCCCAGAGGCAAAACCUCCUGUACUAGGAAGGAGGACAAACAAGGAGAAAAAAGAGCUCCCGCCGUGGCGUUCAUCAGACAGACAUCCUACAGACACCAUCCGAUUCAACUACCUCGACAACUACGAUCCCAUCGAGCAGGCUAGGCAGGCGAGAAAGAAGGGAGGAGGAGAGACCCCAGACCUCAGCCGGCAGGCAGCUGAGAAAAAAAAGAGAGCAGGUCGUGGAUCUAAUAAGCUCCGGAAGGCAAAAUCACUGCUGUCACUUACUGCAGAUCUCGAGCCUGUUCCCAAACCACCGGUUCGUCCCAGCUGGGCCACUCACCCGUCAGCUGGGAACCUGCCCCCUAAAGCAGCAGCAAAGACCCUAGCCCAGAGCUCCCAGUGGAACGCCGGGAUACGGCCAGCGCCUGUUCGAGCCCCAGUGCCAAAGCCACGCGAAAGAGGGAAGAAAGACUUCACAAGGACGAACGCCAGGUCUACACGUUAGUAUACCACCGUGUCCUAUUGUCAGAAAGCAUCUCCACUGUUUGAGGCUCAGCCCUGGCGCAUUCCUCCAUCAAACAAGGAUCUGAUACAGAGUAAGGGAGGAUCCAGUGUAUCUUCCGUCUUAGCAGAACAGAAGCUUAUCUGCCUGGCGUUGGGGAAACAACAGCAAUGUUGCCUGAGUCACAGGCUGUGCUUGGUGAAGAACAGCUGCUUUUGA
Molecule: messenger RNA, 1263 nt
Organism: Cygnus atratus (black swan)
Lineage: Eukaryota; Metazoa; Chordata; Aves; Anseriformes; Anatidae
Gene: FBXO16
Product: F-box protein 16
Molecular function (GO): protein binding
Source: RefSeq, a predicted model, not a curated record